GUGGACUGGGGACCCCCUUGGUGGCCCCUUCCGGGAGAUCCGUGGCACCUGCGCCCGCAGCUCUGAGGUCCUCGAUUCAAGAGUGUUUCCAGCCCCACCACCAGGGAGCCCCCGCCGCCGUGGCGUCCCGAAGCGGGAGUCUCCAGGCAGGGAUGCGCCCAGGGGCCCGGGCUUGGGCGGUGGAGAGAGGACCCCGACAAGGAACACAUUGCCCCCACCCCCAUCCUGUCCUCGAGGGCGCUGGCCAGAGACCCGCACCCUUACGCAAGGCGGUCUCAGCCGGCCCUGAUAGUCAGGCAUUUGGACGUCCCCCAACACCCAGGGCAGGAUUCCAGUGUCCCUCUACCCGCUCUCCUCUGAGUCCCCUGCUAUCCUGAGCACCCAGUCCGGGGCCUUCCGGGAGGGGUGCGUGGGCCUCAGUCCCCAGCCUUCUGAGGAGGCAUCUGCUCAAGCGCGUCCCUAAGCCCCAGCGAGACCCGAGCCCAGGGGCGAAAGGUCGCGCAGAGGGCGCCCCUAGGCCUGACACUCCCAUUCCCAGAUCUUCCUCUACUCCCCACCAGGCCCGGUGUCUUAUUUCUUUGUCUUCGGAAUUGCCCUCAUCCCGACCUUUUCGCACGGCCCCAUACUCCCUGCAGCCCUGCGCUGCAGCCCAGUGCGGGGUAGGGGGGAGAGGGGGGAGGAAGGAGCUCCUCCCCAGCGCCCCCUUCUAGGCUAGUUGCCGUGACCUCCCAAGCGAGGAGAGGUGGAGGGGGCUGGAAUUCCGGAGCAAGCUGAGCUGGCCGAAGCCUCAGGGCAAGGAAGGCCUAGGGCCCAGAUGGCAGAUUGCAGCCCUGGUGGCCAAGGUCCAUUUUCUUGCUUCCUAUGCCAAAGUGGAGGGGCCAAUGGGAGUGAGAGCAGGAGAGAGAGAUCACAGGCAGAGCAAGUCACAGAAGCAGCCAGAAGGAUUGGCCUUGAAUAUAAGUUCCUCUCCCAGAUGCAGAAUCCAUCUCUGCCACAAGUGCCUCCUAACACCCAAGCCAUGGAGGCUGGACACAGGAACCUCCUUGAUGCCCAGCAGGAACACAACUGCCUUCCCAUAGCGUCUCAAAUCUCCCUGAGGGCACCAAAUUUGUCUCCCAAAGCCCAGCUGUAUGGAAGUCGGAGGCCUGUCUUCCUGCUGACGCCUUCCACUGGAAGCUCUCCACAAAGUUCUCUGUGCACCUUUGUUCCACAGCUAACAAAUUCAACUGCCACUCUGUCAAGUGAAGUCUCACCCACUGUCUUAACAGACCCCCCAGGACCAGGGCUCCUACCCUCUGGGUCAGGAGGUGGAAUCAGCAUCUUCUAUGUGUCAGUCAGCCAUUUUGUGUUCAUCACCAACUCAUUUGCCAAUGGCCAAUGGCUCACUGACUUCUCUUCCUGGACAACAUCCCAACCUUUCAAUUUCUUGACGUUUUUAUCUCUCAAGACCUUGUUGAUCUCACCUCAACAUCCUCCUUCAUGCUAAAUCCCAAAUGCUAAUCCUCUGGGCACAGCCUUCACUCUGUUCCUUCCAGUUCUCCAACUUCCUCCCUGUUAUCACUCCUGUGUUUGGACUAGGUACCAAAUAUAUGAGUUCCCACUUGGUUUUUCUCCUCUACAUCCUACCUUGGCCCCACCAUGUAUCUCUUCAAUUUGCUUCAGUCUAUCUAUUUAAAGGAGGGCUCUGGUAGGAAAGAAGAAGGCAGUAAUCUCAGCUAAUCUGCCUGAGCUCCAGGGAACCUAGAAUUAGAGGAUUUUAAGCAGGUCAAGGGCCUAAGUUGUCUAAUCCACAAUGCAACCUCCACCUCUGAGCUACUGUUAUGGGGACUCCUGUUACCACCAACCAGUUCCUAUUCUGUCUCUUCUGAGGCCAUCUUUUCCUCAUCUCUUUGCUUCUUCUUAAUCCUAGCUUUGCUUCUCCUGGCUUCUACUGCUUUAUGACAAGCACACAUGGCUUUUCUCCAUGUGCCCAUUAGCUUUUAAUCUCACUGCAGUUCGAGUUCCAAGAGAAGAAAGUUGAUUGGCUCAAAUACUUGGUAUCCUUGUUUUGGCAAACCCUUUAUGCCAAGUAACUGCAUUGGCAACUGGCCAGUCUAUAGAGGUGGCAGUUCUUGGCCAGGCACUGGCUCCUGAUCCAAACAGGUAAAUCCAAGGUCAGUCCAGGCCAAUGGGAUACACACUAUAUAUUCUAUGUAUACUGCUAUGGACUGAACGUUGUGCCCCCCACCUAAUUCACAUCUUGAGGCUCUAACCUCAAGUGUGGUAGUAUUUGAAGAUGGAGCCUCAAAAGAACUAAGAAAUGAGCUCAUAAGUGAAAGGCUCGGAUUCCCAUAGGGUUGAAAGUGUUCAAUCCCCUGACCCACCAUAGGAGGACACAAUGAGCAGGUGGCCAUCUGCAAAUCAAGAAGAGACCCCUCACCAGGAACUGACCCUGCUGCCCUGCUGCACCUUGAUCUUUCUUUUUGUUUUCUUUUUUGUUGUGCUGGGGAUUGAACCCAGGGCUUUGUGAUUCGAAGCAAGCACUUUACCAAUUGAGCUAUAUCCCCAGCCCCUGAUCUGGGAUUUCUGACCUCCAGAACAAUGAGAAAAUAAUGUCCAUUGUUUGAGCCACCUACUCUGUCUAAGUCAUGGACAGCUGCUGCAGGGAACUAUCUAUGUAUUGGCUAGCCUGUCUGGGCAUGUCAACAUCAUCCAUUCUUGGGCUAGGGAUGUGGCUCAAGAGGUAGCGCACUUGCCUGGCAUGCAUGCGGCCUGGGUUUGAUCCUCAGCACCACAUACAGACAAAAGAUGUUGUGUCCGCCGAGAACUAAAAAAAUAAAUUAAAAUUAAAAAAAAAAAAACAUCAUCCAUUCUUUUGGUUUUCCUUUAUACUCAGGUGAUAAAGCCCCAGGGUUUGAACAGGAUUGCCCAUGACUCUGUCUGGUUGUUAGAUCAUGAUUAUUUGGAAAACAUGUAUGCAGUGUUUAAGAAGGUUAAUGUCAGAGAAAGAAUAAUUGGCUGGCUAGGGGCUGGGGCUGUAGCUCAGUGGC
This is a messenger RNA of Ictidomys tridecemlineatus (thirteen-lined ground squirrel), 3029 nucleotides long. Lineage: Eukaryota; Metazoa; Chordata; Mammalia; Rodentia; Sciuridae. The record is from RefSeq and is a predicted model, not a curated record.